AUGCGCCGCUCUUCCUCGCGGGCCCUCAUUCUGCAUCCGCUGUACGCGCCUCUGAGCAGUGGGCGAUCGCCCGAGGAUCAAGCCAUUGCCGAGUGGCUAUGCGCACUUGCGGCAGCUUCCUCGCGCUCACAAGAGCCGCUCAGUCUCGUGGACUUUACGUGCGACGAGACGAUUCACGCCAUCUUGAGCUUCCUCGAUGGCCCGUCGCUCGGCUCGGCACGCAGCGUGUGCCGCUCGUGGUACCACGUGGGCAGCGACGACCACUUGUGGCUCAACUUGUGCCUCCGCGAGUUCCACGUGUUGCCCUCGCAGCUCACCACGCAGCCCGAGAGCCACCAGAAGCUCUACCAGUUUGCCUGUCGCUCGCUCAAAGCGCUACUGCGUGACUACUUGCACGAGCAAUGCCUCACGAAUGUGCAACAGUCGCUGCGCAUUCCUCGUGCGGCUGCACUGACGCUUAUUGCGUCGCGCUCGUCUGUGUGA
Molecule: messenger RNA, 483 nt
Organism: Hyaloperonospora brassicae
Lineage: Eukaryota; Oomycota; Peronosporomycetes; Peronosporales; Peronosporaceae
Source: the annotation of a GenBank genome assembly